GGGCCUUCGGUUGCAACAUCUCUAGCCGAGACAUUGACCUGAGCAAAUCUUAUCUACCUCUCCCACUCCCCACACCGCCUUUCACGCUUGAAUCAUCAGCAUCCUUUUUGGGCAACAGCAGCGGCGCGGAUCGACAUCAUCGAUCGAACCAUCGAGGUGGAGUGGCCGGAGUGGUAGCUAGCGAGGCGGCGGCCGGCAUGAAGGUGCAGUGCGACGUGUGCGCGGCCGAGGCGGCCUCCGUCUUCUGCUGCGCCGACGAGGCCGCGCUGUGCGACGCGUGCGACCGCCGCGUCCACCGCGCCAACAAGCUCGCUGGGAAGCACCGUCGCUUCUCCCUCCUCCACCCGACGUCCUCGACCGCGCAGACGAAGCCGCCGCUCUGCGACAUCUGCCAGGUACCUAUUGGCCGUUUCCGCUGUUGCUUGCUUCUGAAACCGAUCGAUGGUGGACGUGGUGCUAAUAACGGAGUGUGGCCGUGGACUUGCGUGCAGGAGCGGAGGGGGUUCUUGUUCUGCAAGGAGGACAGGGCGAUCCUGUGCCGGGAGUGCGACGUGCCGGUGCACACCGCGAGCGAGAUGACGCGGCGGCACAGCCGGUUCCUGCUCACCGGCGUGCGCCUCUCGUCGGCGCCGGUGGACUCCCCCGCCGCGUCAGAAGAGGAGGAUCAGGAGGAGGAGAACAGCGGCAGCCCCUGCAACGCCGACUCCUGCAGCGGCGCCGGCGCCACCGCCACGGCGAGCGCGAGCGACGGGAGCAGCAUCUCCGAGUACCUGACCAAGACGCUGCCCGGGUGGCACGUCGAGGACUUCCUCGUCGACGACGCGUCCGCCGGCGCCCUCGGCGCCUGCUCCGACGACGCCCUCUAUGACUAUCAGCAGGGAGAGCAAGGGCAGAUCGGCGGGUUGCUGCAGGAUGCUUACACGCCGUGGACGGGGCGGGAGCAGCUGCUCGCCGACGUCGUCGUCACCGCCGACGAGCGGGCCAGCCGGGAGCGGUGGGUGCCGCAGAUGCACGCGGAGUUCGCCGGCAGCAAGCGGCCCCCCGAGCGUCGCCUCCCUGCCCGUACUGGUGAAACUGAAAAGCUCGCCGUCUUUUCAGCAAGAUGAUGAUGAUCUGUACUAGACUACUACCUCUACAAGUUAGGAACGAUGGAGGGGGAAAAAACCGAAACGGACCGUUGCUUCUCUGGUGGAUGAAUUGUGUCGAUCUCGAUCGAGCUCUUGCAAAUUGUUCGCUUCCUCAA
This is a messenger RNA of Panicum hallii, 1243 nucleotides long. RefSeq names its product B-box zinc finger protein 20-like. Gene Ontology annotation, molecular function: zinc ion binding. Gene Ontology annotation, biological process: photomorphogenesis; regulation of DNA-templated transcription. Bases 198 to 1106 code for a protein of 302 amino acids. NCBI's taxonomy places the organism in Eukaryota, Viridiplantae, Streptophyta, Magnoliopsida, Poales, Poaceae. The record is from RefSeq and is a predicted model, not a curated record. The transcript is spliced from 2 exons. Gene Ontology annotation, cellular component: nucleus.